AAUAAAUACCAGAAUUUGCCAUGAAGUCACUUGGCCACAAAACGAGUUUCGCGGCUCUGCUGCUGCUCUGUUCGCUGAGCUGCGUCUCGGCCUACAAUUAUCUGGUGGUGCUGCACACGGCAGCCCGUUCCCACUACCACGUGGGAUCGGCACUGGCCAAAGGUCUGGCUGCAGCGGGUCAUCAGGUGACGAUCGUAUCGCCCUUUGAGCUGAAGAAACCAAUUCCGAACAUUAAGGAUGUGCUUGUGCCCAGUGUUAUGGAGGUCAUGAAAGGCCACAUUGGCAACCUGUUGAAUAAAUCGAAAGAGCCGAUGCUCACGCGUACCAUUGGCUUCUAUCAUAUGGGCCUGUCCAUAACCGAUGCCCUGCUCAGCGAUCCCAAUGUGGUGGCGCUCAUGAAAUCGAAUCAAACCUACGAUGCCGUCGUCUCUGAGGUCUUCCUCAACGAGGCGCUUUUCGGACUGGCGGAACAUUUCAAGGCGCCGCUCAUUGGAUUGGCCACUUUUGGGGCCAUCAGCUGGAACACAGAUCUGGUUGGCACUCCAUCACCGCCCUCCUACGUGCCGCAUGCCAUGAUGCGCUUCUCCGAUCACAUGACGCUGCUGCAGCGCGUGGCCAAUCUGGCCUUUCUCUCUUACGAGUAUCUCUUCCAGAACUUCUACUACCUGCCCCUCCAGGCGGACAUCUACAGGAAGUACUUCCCCAAUAACAAGCAGGACCUCUACGAGACACGGAAAAACACAGCGCUGGUCUUGCUCAACCAGCACGUCUCCCUGAGCUUCCCACGGCCCUACUCGCCCAACAUGAUCGAGGUGGGAGGUAUGCACAUCAACCGCAAGCGCCAGCCACUGCCCAAGGACAUUGAAGAGUUUAUCGAAGGAGCCAAACAUGGAGUAAUCUACUUCUCCAUGGGUUCCAAUCUGAAAAGCAAGACUCUGCCCCUGGAGAAGCGUCAAGCCCUGUUGGACACCUUCUCUCAGUUGAAGCAGCGUGUUCUGUGGAAGUUCGAGGACACUGACUUGCCCGGCAAGCCGAAGAAUGUCUUCAUCUCGGACUGGUUCCCUCAGGACGACAUCCUUGCCCACAACAAUGUGAUUGCGUUCAUCACCCACGGUGGCCUGCUGAGCACCACGGAGUCGAUCUACCAUCGCAAGCCCUUCGUCGGGAUUCCCAUCUUUGGCGAUCAGUUCCUCAACAUGGCGAGGGCCGAGCAGAAUGGCUACGGGGUGACAGUGAACUAUGAAGAGCUCACAGCGCCCAAGCUGUUGGCAGCCAUCGAACGGCUCAUCAAUGAUCCCGAGGCCUCCAAGAAGGUGCAGGACAUGUCGGAUCGUUAUCGCGAUCAGCCGGAGACACCACUGGAACGCGCAGUCUUCUGGGUGGAGCACGUAACCCGCCACAAGGGCGCCAAGUACCUGCGAAGUGCCUCCCAAGAUCUCAGCUUCAUUCAGUACCACAAUCUGGAUGCCAUUCUGCUGCUAUACGGAGGCAUUAUCUUUGUUCUGUACUGUUUGGGUCUGCUGAUUCGUCGUUUGUGGCGUUUUCUGCAGGAAUUGUUUAUUGGCAGAGCAAAUGACAAGUCAAAGUCGAAGGCGAAGCUUAGUUAGAGUUCAGUUUGGAGCUCUAAUUAAGUCUUUUCAUAGCAAUAAAUGUGUAGGUUUACAGGA
Drosophila subobscura is the source of this 1667-nucleotide messenger RNA. Its product is annotated as UDP-glucuronosyltransferase 2A1-like. Gene Ontology annotation, molecular function: UDP-glycosyltransferase activity. The record is from RefSeq and is a predicted model, not a curated record. The coding region runs from base 21 to 1607 and encodes 528 amino acids. The transcript has 3 exons. NCBI's taxonomy places the organism in Eukaryota, Metazoa, Arthropoda, Insecta, Diptera, Drosophilidae.